Molecule: messenger RNA, 1955 nt
Organism: Pistacia vera
Lineage: Eukaryota; Viridiplantae; Streptophyta; Magnoliopsida; Sapindales; Anacardiaceae
Product: probable inactive receptor kinase At2g26730
Exons: 2
Coding region: 1-1893 (630 amino acids)
Biological process (GO): protein phosphorylation
Molecular function (GO): protein binding; ATP binding; protein kinase activity
Source: RefSeq, a predicted model, not a curated record
AUGGAUCAAACCCGCAUCUGGGUUAUCUUUCUUUCAUUCUUUCUCAUUCUUCAGACAACAAAUUCCUUGGAUGCAGGAGUUAAGAGUUCAUUGAUCAACUUCCUUUCAAAACUGUCAAACAACAAUGGCCUACUUGAUCCUGUAUGGAACACCACCACUGAUCCUUGCAGUGACCGGUGGACAGGUGUAACUUGCGAUAAUCGGCACAAUAAAUCAGUGAGUAGAUUAAACCUUACCAGGUUCAAUCUUUAUGGAUCAUUUGAUGCUAGUUAUCUUUGCAAUGUACAAUCUUUAGCUGAUUCUCUCAGUGUUAUUAUUCUUGAUGGCAACAAUAUUCAUGGAGAGAUCUCAGCUGAUAUUUCAAAUUGUACUCAGCUCCUUCGCUUGCAUUUGAGUGGGAACCGUUUUUCAGGAAACCUUCCAGGCUCUGUUUCCAUGUUGAGCAACCUGAAAAGACUAGAUGUUUCAUACAAUAACUUCUCCGGUGCUUUGCCAGACUUGUCCCGGAUUUCUGGUCUUAAUAUGUUCCUGGCUCAAUACAACCAGUUCACAGAUAAGAUACCACAAUUUGACUUCUCCAAUCUGCAGCAGUUCAAUGUAUCUUACAAUGAUUUGAGUGGUCCUAUUCCAGACACACAAGGAAAAUUCGACUUAAGCAGCUUCUUCGGUAAUCCCAGGUUAUGUGGAGACCCUCUGCCAAAUAUAUGUCCACUGACUCCGCUCUCUCCAAACUCUGAGGUUAAGAAAUCGAAACAUGUUCCGAAAAAUCAGAUUCUUAUGUUCUCCGGAUAUGCUGUGUUAGGCUUGGUAGUUAUAGUCUUCAUCAUCUUUUGGAUAUGUAAAAGAAGAAAGUCAGAAGAGAAAGUUGAAGCAGUAAACAAGGUAGCAUCAUCAGCUGAUGAUAGCACUAUCAACAAGUCUAAAGCACUUGAAUCAAGUGAUUAUAAAACAGGAGAGAGCAAAACAGAAUUUUCUAUGAAUUCAGCGGAAAGCGGUUUGCCUUCAUCCUCACUAGUAGUCCUUACAAGUCCGGUAGUGAAUGGACUGAAAUUCGGGGAGUUGCUGAGGGCUCCUGCAGAGUUGCUUGGAAGAGGAAAGAAUGGUACCCUCUACAAGAUUGUUAUGGAAACUGGUAUGAACCUGGUUGUGAAAAGGAUUAAGGAUUGGGCAAUUUCAAGCAAUGAUUUUAAGGUCCUGAUGCAGAGAUUAGACCAAGCCAAACAUCCAAAUAUAUUGCCAGCUCUAGCCUUUUACUGUUCUAAACAAGAGAAACUAUUGGUCUAUGAAUUCCAGGAAAAUGCAAGUCUCUUCAGGCUCCUCCAUGGAGCCGAAAUGGGGCAAGUAUUUGACUGGGCAAGCCGGCUAGAUAUUGCAGCCAAAAUUGCUGAGGCAUUAUCAUUCAUGCAUCAGGAGCUAAGUGAAGAUGGAAUUGCUCAUGGCAACUUGAAAUCGUCCAACAUCUUGUUCAACAAGAACAUGGAGCCUUGCAUAAGUGAAUACGGACUCAUGGUGUUUGACAAUCCAGACUCCUCUUCAUUCGCCAACGGCUUCAAACGCCCUGCCAUCACUGCAUCAUCAAACGCCUACAAAGCAGACAUUUACGGUCUUGGCGUCAUCCUUCUGGAGCUUCUAACUGGACGCCUGGUGCAGAACGAUGGAGUGGACUUGACCACAUGGGUUCACUCAGUCGUCCGAGAAGAAUGGACUGUAGAAGUUUUCGACAAAGUCUUAAUUUCUGAAGGCGCAAGUGAAGAGACGAUGGUAAAUUUGCUGCAAGUCGCCAUAAAAUGUGUCAACCGUUCCCCGGAUGCCAGGCCUACCAUUAGCCAAGUUGCUGCCAUGAUCAACACCAUUAAAGAAGAAGAGGAGAGAUCUAUAGUUUCUGAAGCAUGACAAAGUUUGGAUUGAAAUUAUUAAACAUUAUAAGAAGACAUUCAGUACAGGAACAAAUUAUC